Ceratitis capitata (Mediterranean fruit fly) is the source of this 865-nucleotide messenger RNA. Its product is annotated as glycine-rich cell wall structural protein 1-like. Lineage: Eukaryota; Metazoa; Arthropoda; Insecta; Diptera; Tephritidae. The coding region runs from base 20 to 454 and encodes 144 amino acids. The record is from RefSeq and is a predicted model, not a curated record. The transcript has a single exon.
GUCAGGUGGAGCUUCAACUAUGGGCGGUGUUGGUGGUGGCGGCGGCGGCGGCAGUACAAUUGGCGGUGGCAGCGUGCUGGGCGGACACGGUACUCUGAUGAGCACAGCGGGUAUGAGCAAUAGUACGAUUGGCGGCGGCGGCGGCGGUGUUGGGGCUCCUCCUGGCAGUAUGUUGCACGGUGGCGGUGGCGGUGGCAUGGGCAUUGGUACGCCCGGUAAUAUGGGUAUGCCAGGCGUUUAUGGCAAUGGCAACGGCGGCGGCGGUGUAGGUGGUCCAAUGGGACCCAUGGGUGGUAAUGGUGGCGGCGGCGGUGGUGGUGUUGGUGGCAAUGGUGCAAGUACGGCGCCCGGUUCGGUGAUGGAUUCACGCGCGGUGUCCGUGGUCGUUACGUUGCCUGGUGGGCCGGGCGCGCAACACCCCGGGCAGGCGCUGAGCGACUAUGGUCCUAUAUAGUUAAUGGUACGACCAGAUACAGCGCACUGGGUGUCCACGAGCAGUUUUUCGCAGCUGUAAAUGAGUGCAAUAGCACGCGUGGUGUGAAAGUGAGAGCGAGCGGGAGAAAGAGAGAGUGAGAUACGUUGCGCUCAUUUACAUUGUUGCGUUAUGCGAUUUUAAGUUUAGGCACUUUUUCUAGCUUUAAAGCUGUUGGAAAGAGUAAAAGCUUGAAAAGAGAAAUUUACGCCAUAUUAAUUUCCGCUAAUUUAGAGUUGUAAAAAAAAUGUGUUUAAUGGCAGAAAUGUUACAUAAAAAAUGUAAGAAAACAAUUUAAAUGAUAAAGGAAAAGUAUGUAAUAAAGUAAUAAUUAAGCAAGCUAAACUACAUAAUUCUAGUCCAUUUUCAUUGAAAGAAAUAAAAUAAUAAAAC